Cryptococcus deneoformans JEC21 is the source of this 2606-nucleotide messenger RNA. RefSeq names its product DEAD box RNA helicase, putative. Gene Ontology annotation, cellular component: nucleus. Gene Ontology annotation, molecular function: RNA helicase activity; RNA binding; ATP binding. The record is from RefSeq and is a predicted model, not a curated record. Lineage: Eukaryota; Fungi; Basidiomycota; Tremellomycetes; Tremellales; Cryptococcaceae. The transcript is spliced from 4 exons. Bases 19 to 2427 code for a protein of 802 amino acids.
CAGAUUCAAGCGGGCGAAAUGGCAGCGAUAACUCCCUCAUGGGCACUCGAGACAACGGCAGAUGGAGAGGUAAAAGAGAAGACAUCAGGUCCAGGCGGUCAAUGGCGCGCUCUCAAUGUUGGACCCGACCUCAUCCGCUCCUUGUUGAUACGCAAAUUCAAGACCCCAACGCCUAUCCAAAGAGCAGCUAUCCCUCCCGCUCUCUCCACUCCACCGAGGGAUAUCCUUGGUAUGGCCAGGACCGGUUCUGGUAAAACUUUGGCGUACCUUAUUCCUCUUCUUCAAAGAACUGGAUCGACACACCAUGGACAGGGCCCAAGAGCUUUAAUUCUCUGUCCGAGUCGAGAGUUGGCGGUGCAGAUCUAUACUGUCGGAAAGGAUCUUGCUAGAGGGAUGAACAAGGGCAAGGGAAAAGGAAAGAACAAGAAUGAAGACGAGGAAGAUGAGGAAGGCAAGGGUAAAGAGGGACUGAGAUGGGCCCUCAUCAUUGGUGGUGAAGGAAUGGACGCUCAGUUUGAAAAGAUGUCCUCCAACCCUGAUAUUGUGAUUGCAACUCCGGGUCGAUUCCUCCAUCUUAUCGUUGAAAUGCACAUGGACCUUCGACACCUCCAAACGGUCAUCUAUGAUGAAGCCGACAGACUUUUUGAAAUGGGUUUCGAUGUCCAACUUCAAGAAAUCCUUCAUCGUCUCCCUUCGACCCGUCAAAACCUGUUGUUCUCUGCUACUCUCCCCUCAUCCGUGGCCGAAUUCGCAAAGGCCGGUCUCGUGAACCCUCUCCUUGUUCGUCUUGAUGCCGAGCAAAAGAUCUCACCUGAUCUCGCCCUCAAAUUCUUCUCUGUCAAACCCGGAGAAAAGGAAGCGUCUUUACUUGUUCUUUUGAGAGAAGUCAUUGGCAAACCCAAUCAACCUGAGCCUGCCGAUCCCUCUUCUGCCCCUCAGGCUAUCGUCUUUGUAGCUACCAAGCACCACGUCGACUAUGUCGCCGAGCUUUUACGUACGACCGGGUACCGCACCUCUCUCAUUUACAGUUCCCUCGACCAAGUUGCCCGUCAGCAGCAACUUGCCGGUUUCCGUAGUCAUCAAUCCGAUGUCCUCGUCGUCACAGACGUGGCUGCCCGUGGUCUCGAUAUCCCCAUCAUGGACCAUGUCAUCAACUAUGAUUUCCCUGCUGGUCCUCGUAUCUUUGUUCAUCGUGUCGGUCGUACGGCACGAGCCGGUCGAAAAGGUACCGCGUACUCCCUCAUCGUCAAGGAAGAUUUCCCUUACCUCUGCGACCUCCAUACCUUCCUCGGCACGGAGCGUAUGGGCGAACCCGCAGACGUUCUGCGUUCACUCCCUAUUGAGCAGCUUAGUGAGAAUGUCGAGUACGUUUUCCAUAACCUUGACGAAACUGCACCCCAUAUUACUGCUUUGCGUAACGUCAUGCGCAAAGGUCAAGGCAUGUUUGAACGUUCUCGUACUAAAGCCAAUCCCACGUCUUAUCGUCAAGCGAAAUCUCUCGCUUCCGCUCUCAGUAAUAAUCCUCCCCGAAUUGAUGACAUGUUUGAGGAUGCGAUGGAGGUUGAGGUGAAUGAAGAAAAGGCUAGAUUACUCGCCAAAGUGGCAGCGUUCACACCGUCUGAAACUGUGUUCGAAGUCGGAAAACGCGAGAGUGAGAGCGCGAUUAUCAUGAAGAAGAGGAGAAAGACAGUCGACGAGAGGCAGAAACGAGUCUCAAAGGCUGAAGCAGAGAAGAGUACAGCGAGCGGUAUGGAGAAGGCCCCCGUGAAAGAGCUUCCCGCACCUCAACUUCCUAGCAAGAAUUUUAAAGACCCUUCCUUCUACCUCGACCAUACCCAACGCGGAGCGGAAGCUGAAAAGGGUUACUCUCUCAAAUCUGGCGUCGAAUCUCUUUCUGGCGCGAUCACUGAUAUGACUGCCGAUGAAGGUACAGGACCGAAAGCCCAAAAGGCCAGUCAACUCAGUUGGGACAGGAAGAAACACAAGUUUAUCAAGAAAAAUGGUAGUGCUGAUGGAGAAAAGAUGAUCAAAAGCGAAAGUGGUGCAUUGUUGCCUGCUAGUUAUAGUAGUGGCAAGUAUCAGGAAUGGAAAUCGAAGAGAAGGCAUAUGCCUGAUGGGCCGGUGGAGGCUCUGGCUUUGGGAGGUGGCAGGAGGGGAAGACAUGGACCACCGGGACAGAAGAGAAAGGCAGAAGAUGGAGAUGGGGGAGAGGAUGCUGGUGGAAAGGGUAGGAAGGAUCAAGGAAAGAGCAAGGGCACGGGUAAGGGCAAGGACGAUUUCAAGCAGAAGUCUCCUGGAAAGCCUGGCAAGAAGGGGAUCAAGCAGUCCUCUGGGCUCAAAUCUGCAAUGGAUAUCAGGAAACAGAGGGAAAUCGCGCAAAAGAGAAAAGAGAAGAACGCUCGAAAACCCCAAAAGUUCAGAAAGUAAUUUCUCAUCCAUAUAUCUAUGUAGAACCGGUGUUCGAUUGUGGACUCAUGUAUACAUUAUUCACUUGGGUGUCAGGAAUACAGGACUCGUAAUGUCUCCUAUCGUACUAUAACCACGGUCGCAAAACGACGUUAAACAGCCACACUCCGUAAACAGGUCUGGCUAUAUAUGCAAUCAUC